CAGAUUUUGAUAUUCCUCAUCGUUGUGGAUGCUGAGGUUAUGUUUGAGUUGAGUUUCAGUCUUAUAUGUUUGAAAAACGUGGGGCAAGGGAAAAUAGAAAAAAAAGUUGGGGUUCUUCAAAAAAUGUUGUCCAUAAAAAUGUGUGAGAACUCUGAAUACAAAAAUAUGACAGUCGAAGCCUCCGUCAGUCUGCAGAUUCUCAGGCCUCCAGUUGAAGGGCGAAGCUCUAAGUCGACGGCAGCUGCUCUGAUCAGAGAGCCCGGCUGCCUUCGACUUAGUUGUUUUAGAAAUGCGUCUGUGUCUUUAUGGGAUGUCGCUCUCCCUACAGAACGUGUCCCUCUCUCAGCUCCAGGAGGACCGCCGGAGAGAUCUGCUCUGUCCGCCUCUGUCCUCCAGGGGGCGAUUCCCAGGACGCCCUGCUCUCCUGUUCCAGGAGUAGGCUUGCACCCACCAGGUCCUCCACUAGCAAGACCCAUUCUGCCCAAAGACAGAGGAGCCGUGGACCGGGUCAUUGAGUACCUGGUGGGGGAUGGACCACAGAACAGGUGA
This is a messenger RNA of Plectropomus leopardus (leopard coralgrouper), 549 nucleotides long. NCBI's taxonomy places the organism in Eukaryota, Metazoa, Chordata, Actinopteri, Perciformes, Serranidae. The record is from RefSeq and is a predicted model, not a curated record.